Molecule: messenger RNA, 3126 nt
Organism: Malurus melanocephalus (red-backed fairy wren)
Lineage: Eukaryota; Metazoa; Chordata; Aves; Passeriformes; Maluridae
Product: dual oxidase maturation factor 1-like
Exons: 7
Coding region: 1706-2683 (325 amino acids)
Biological process (GO): protein transport
Cellular component (GO): endoplasmic reticulum membrane
Source: RefSeq, a predicted model, not a curated record
AAGGCCUUCAGCUGAGCCCCUCACUCACAGCAGGACUGUCACCAACUGCCAGACUGUCCCAGGGUGAUGUGUGGUGGGACAGCAGCACUGGGUGGGACAAGCACUGAACGUCACCCAUCGAAAAUCUUGUGACACCCGAGUGUGCCAGAGAGUGUGCACGGGAGGGAGACCUGGCCAACCCCAAAUCUUCCACCACAAUGUUCACUCCUCUGAUCAGAGAUCUGGAAGCUCACACCCCACAGGAGGUGGUGUGAAGGGAUUCCAAGGCUGGCAGGGUGAUAAAAGACAGAGGAGUUCCCAUGGAAAAAUAUUUAUUGCUUACAAUUGGSCUCUAAUGCCAGGGAUUACAACACAAAGCUUGGCUCUAAGCUGCAGCCAGGGAUGAAAGUGCUAAUUACCACGUAGUGCAUCAUUAACAAGCCCCAGCAAAGACAGGAAAAGUUCAACUCCCUGAUGGUUACAUCAAACUGGCAGGAAUGGGUAUUGUGUGUGGGGACAGGGUUCCCUAAGAUGGRAAGGUAAAAUCCCUGAUGGGAUGAUCCCAAAGCUAAUGCAGAGGCUGUCAGAAUUGGAGCUGGUGCCACAUCCCCACCAGACAGCUCUGCAGCACAUCUCUGCACACAGAUUCCCCUGCACCUCACCCUUGCUACCCUCUAUUUACAUUUUUUUAAACAACCCCUGGGGAGGGAUUCAGCCUGGAUAGGAUCAGUCUGGGACUUGAGGUGAAAUGGCAAAGUCUUUGGCCCAAAAAUGCCUUUAUUUCCUGCUGGGCAUGAGUGAAACUUGUUUUUACCUCCUUCUGCCAUGGGAGUAGGCAGMCAGCCAGCCCAUUGACUGGGAUACAAAAAUAAAUAUCCAGGGGGUGGCUGUGCCAGUUUCAGGGGAAGACCCCAAACAUGGGUCAGGAGAGUGUUUCGGCCACGCUGGUCCCGCUCAGCAUCAACACAACUUUCUUCAGCCAACCAAAAUGCCCAAGUACAAGGGCAAACCCAAAAUGCUUGAAUUUCCACGAUCUCCACACCGUGGUCAGCUUACCAACCUGAGCAUCUUCUGCACAAGGGCUGGGAGCACCUUUAGAGUGGUGCCUUUCUGCUGGUCCCCUGUGCCAGUCACCGUGCCACCUUGGCCAGUGACCGGCAGCUGAGCYAGGACCUUGCCAGGGAAGCUCCCCUGAGGCUGGAGAGAGCAGAAGGGGCAGCGAGGAGGCCACAGCCCACUCUGGAUGAUCUCUGUUGGGAAUCUUCCCCAGGCAGUGCAGGUGAGGGCUUUGAACCCUCGGCUCUCGACCACCACARUCCAGAGAAGCCUGGCAGCUCCAGGGCCUUCCUGCCGUGUGGAARUGGACUUUUCGCUGUUCUGCAGGAAAAGCCAAGGAGAAGGCAAAYCCCGUAGCUGCCCUGCAUGCCCUGGGGCUCAAAGGAGUGCCGGAGCGGCCGGUCCGCUGUGGGUUAGGCUGGAUGAUCCAACCACCUUUGGAGGCGGGCGCUCUGAAAAACACUGGGACUAACACAGCCGUGACUCCGUGCCAGGCUGGCUCCUCGCCCGCAGCCCUCGGCAGGCAGCAUCUGGGCUCAUCCCGGCUCAUCCCGGUGCUUCCUGGCCCUUCCCGGCUCAUCCCGGCGCUUCCCGGCYCCUCCAUCGCCGCAGAUCCCCGGCCGGGCGGGCACAGAAGAGGUGCCAAUUUCCAGCCUUUCCAGGCAGCAGAAUGACGCUGUGGAAUGGCUCCUACCCCUUCUACCCUGGAGCCAAUGUUUGCUUCCCCUUUGACACCAGCCGGGCUGUCAUUGUCACCAUCUUCCUCACCGUGCUGGUCACGUUCAUCAUCAUCCUGCCAGGGAUCCGGGGCAGGGGGCGUCUCUUCUUGUUCCUGCGCUUGGUGUUGGGACUCUUCGUGGGAGCAGUGAUCCUCACUGUCCAGUUCACCAGAGACUGGGAGAGCGGCUGGGUGCAGGCAAACACCUCCUACAAGUCCUUCAGCCRUGUCCAGGUGARCGCGGACAUYGGGCUGCACAUCGGCCUGGCRGGGCUGAACGUCACACUCMGGGGAAACCCGGUGAGGCAGAUCAACGAGACCAUCGACUACAACGAGCACUUCCCCUGGAGCUUCGGGGCGGAUUACGACCGCAGCUACAGCGAGGGGCUGCACAAGGGGCUGCCCAGCCCCAUCCUCUACGUGGCAGAGAAGUUCAGCACGCAGAGCCCCUGUGCUGUGCACGGGCAGUACCGCAUCGCYGGACACUAYRCAUCCCUCACCCUGUGGCUGGCCUUUUGCACAUGGCUCCUUUCCAGCCUGCUCUUCUCCAUGUCCAUCCUGCUCUAYGGGGGCCGCAUGCUUCUGCUCACUGCUGCACUGAUCCUCUUCUCGCUGCUCUUSUUCUUCACUGCGAGGAGCACCCCCAAGUGCCCCAUCCAGUUCGGUCCAAUUUCCUUGAGAACAGCCUAUGGUGAAUCCUUUUGGCUGACAUUAGCCACAGGGCUGCUGUGCCUGUUCCUGGGGCUGGGCAUCCUCAUCCUCAACGCUGUGCAGCCACAGAAGCUGAAGCUCCUCUUCAGCCUGGACAAGAGCAGCGAAGGGGGAGUGUGGGACAAGCCCUGCCUGUCAGCUGAGCCUGGCUCCUCUGCGCAGGAUGUGCUCGUGGUCCCCCUGGACCAGCUCUGCCAGGUGGCAGUCACCAAGCUCUGAGGCACGGGGGAUGCAGGGCAAGGCCUGGAGAUGUUGCUCCUGAAUUCACAAAUCCAUCAGAAGCCCUUCCCAGGUGGGAAGAGACAGGACAAGAGCCGGGUGAGGAGAAUAUCCAGAGCUGGAAAGGUGUCUGAAAUACAACAGUUGGCCUUUUUGUUGUUGUCAUUGUUGCUUCAUUGACCARCWGCUGGAAGACCUUUGUGGGGAAGAGAACCCAUCCCCAUUCCUGACUGUGCAGUUCCAGACCACAGGUUGCUACCUUCCCCCAAAAUCCAUUCCAAAAAAAAGGCCCCCAGGAUACAGAGAUUAAAUCUGAGCAAACUGGGGAGAAACCAGGAACUGCAUACUCAUAACCCUAACCAUAAACCCAAACACUGACCCUAAGCUUAACCCUAACUCUGACCCUAAACCUAACCCUAACCCUGACCCUAACCCUAACCCUA